Molecule: messenger RNA, 834 nt
Organism: Symbiodinium pilosum
Lineage: Eukaryota; Dinophyceae; Suessiales; Symbiodiniaceae
Source: the annotation of a GenBank genome assembly
GCGAAGCCCAGGUCGGACAUCUCCAUGUCCUCCGUUGCCUCGUCCAGUGUGCUGCCGUUCGGCAAGGGCCCCGCCAAGUCGCCGCUGCUUCCGCCAAAGAAGGAGGAGGUCGUUUACACCACCAAGCCCAACAUGGCCGGCGACUUCCGCACGCUGCCUCCGGCAGCCUUUGCAAAGCUGUCAUCAGCUUUUGAACCCAAGGCCCGGCCAGAGACGAAGGCAGAGACCUCUCCAGCACCGAAGGCUGCACUGCCAAGCCCUGAAGAGACCACCCCUUUUCUGCGGGUGGUGCCCAGCCUUUCCCCAGCACUCUGGUCUCCCCUGCAUCGCCGCUGGACAUGCCAGCCCGCCACUGUCAUCCGCAAGCCCCAGCCCGCCCCGGAAAUCCUCGAAGUGCCGGAGGCCGAGGCCACGCAGCUUGUGGAGCCAGACAAUGACAAGCCAAAGCCUAUCCAAGCAGCCCAGGCUGUGCUGCGACUCUGCAGCACUGCCCCAGCACUUUGGUCACCCUUGCACCGCAAAUGGUGUGGUGAUGUGCUGAAGAUGCAGAUCGCCCAGGUACCUACGCUGCUGGUGAAGAAGGCGGCCUCAAAGGCGCUCCUCUUGCAAGAGGGCUGCCCCGAUCGAGUGGCGGCGGCGUCCAUCAAGGACGUGGCCAUGCCCGAAGCAGUUGAGGCCACAAAGGACGUGGAGAAGGCCGAGGCCGCCAUUGUGCCAGUCACCCUCGAGGCUCCCAAAACCCCCAUGCCACCCAGACCCUUGAUCAGUUGCUCGGCUGCGCCCGCGAUCUACUCGAAGUGGCACAACCGAUGGACGGGCUUCCUGCCCCAGCCA